Messenger RNA from Homarus americanus (American lobster), 594 nucleotides. RefSeq lists its product as uncharacterized. The record is from RefSeq and is a predicted model, not a curated record. Lineage: Eukaryota; Metazoa; Arthropoda; Malacostraca; Decapoda; Nephropidae.
CCCGGAGCUCAGCGCCCUGCUGGAGGGCCUGCACGAGGCUGUGUCAGAACUCAUCUCCGCCUCUGCCGCCGACGAAGUCUCCCUCAUCAGUGAUCUCUCCGAGCUCUCCGGUGCCCUCAGCUCCGUGGUGGUACUGCCCCCACGGCUGCCAGACCCGCCUAAGAUGCGCAAGUCGACCUCCGUGAUCGACCUGGCACAGAUACAUGAACUACAGCCUCUGUGUAACGUGCACACGCCGCCGCGCCUCAGCAGUAGUCAGUGUAACCUGGCCGAAGAGAUCCGCGGAGAGCCUCCCCUGCCUGGCCGCCUGCUGGGCCACUCACGCCGCCGCUCCAUGAGUGAGACCAACCUUUGCUCUGCCUUGACGAGACCGACGAGGAGCUGGAGUCUCGAGAUGACGACCUUGAAGACGCCGACCUCCGCCAAACAGACUUGCCCAAGGACCGCACGUCCUCCUCUGGUUCCUAUAACUCCUAUCGCUCUACAGACUCUGGAGUGCGACUCUCGGCGUCACCCUCGACGCACUGCGACGGUGGACGUUACAUGUCGGACAACUCCACCCGUCGUUUUGUCACCAAGUCCGAUUCUUUAGAU